UGGAAAACGUCUAAACGGAAACGUCUAGGGUUUUCUCCAUAGCAAGCUAAAGCUACAUUGUGCACUAUUGUUGUUUAGCAAUAGUAAAUAUAUUAGCUACCGAUAUAAUUUCUAACAAGGUUUGAAGUUAGAUAGUUACGUUGUAUCAUUAGACUCGCAUCUGUUAUUUUCACUUUUAACGUGCUCUUGCUGCAAGCAACGUUUUAGCCUGCUAGCUAGGUAGCUAGAAUGACAAGUAGGAUAGACUACAGCGUGUGGGACCACAUUGAGGUUUCAGAUGAUGAAGAUGACACCCAUCCAAACAUCGAUACACCCAGCCUUUUCAAAUGGAGACAUGAGGCGCGUGUGGAACGAAUGGACCAGUUCAUAAAGGCUGGUGAGGACCUGGAGAAGGGGCUAGCUGAAUCUAAGCGCAAGUUGACUGAAGCACAGAAGAAGACAAAGAAUCUGUCCAGUUCAGUCACGGACGAUGCCAAAGCCGAGCUGAGCAAGGCACAGGCCGAGGAGAAGAGGCUGAAGAAGGAGGAGCGAGACUGGGAGAAGAAACUGGAGGACCACCGGCGGGAAGAGAAGAAGAUGCCAUGGAACGUAGACACACUCUGCAAGGAGGGCUUCAGCAAGAGUGUUAUGAAUGUUAAGCCAGAUGUGAAGGAGGAGACCGAGGAGCAGAAAGAGCAGAAACACAAGACCUUUGUGGAGAAGUAUGAGAAAGAGAUCAAACACUUUGGUAUGAUGAAACGCUGGGACGACAGCCAGAAGUACCUAUCAGACAACCCUCACCUGGUGUGUGAGGAGACGGCCAACUACCUAGUCAUCAUGUGCAUUGACCUGGAGGUGGAGGAGAAGAAAGCGCUGAUGGAGCAGGUGGCCCACCAGACCAUAGUGAUGCAGUUCAUCCUGGAGCUGGCUAAGAGCCUUAAGGUGGAUCCCCGCGGUUGCUUCCGUCAGUUCUUCGACAAGAUAAAGACUGCAGAUCAGCAGUAUCAGGAUGCCUUCAAUGAUGAGCUGGAGUCCUUUAAGCAGAGGGUGCGCGGCAGGGCCAAGAUCCGCAUCGAGAGGGCCAUGAAGGAGUACGAAGAGGAGGAGAGACAGAAACGCCUGGGGCCCGGAGGACUGGAUCCUGCCGAGGUGUAUGAGUCCUUACCUGAGGAGAUGCAGAAAUGUUUUGACGAGAAGGACAUUGCCAUGUUGCAGACUGUCAUCACUAAGCUGGACCCAACGGAGGCUAAGGUCCACAUGAAGAGAUGCAUUGACUCUGGCCUCUGGGUCCCUAACUCACGGGCAGACGAGGGAGACGACAAGGAGGAAGAGGCUACUUAUGAAGAGCUGAAUAAGGAGAUGGGCGAACAGAAGAUAGAAUGAUUGACAUGAAUUGACUUUACGAUGAUGAUAUUUUCAUCUAUGUAGUCAUCACUUCUAUUGCUACUCCCAAUGUUUUUUCAUGAAUUUCUCCUUAACGCUUUGGAACAAUGUAACCUCUCUGUGGUGAUGUCCACUCUUUGUGGACAACAAUAUCACACCAAUAUCACUUGCUGAAUGCUCUUCUUUUUUUAAACAAUUCUUGCUUGGGCCUUAUUAGUAAAGCUGUAUUCUUAAACGUG
Molecule: messenger RNA, 1601 nt
Organism: Salvelinus namaycush (lake trout)
Lineage: Eukaryota; Metazoa; Chordata; Actinopteri; Salmoniformes; Salmonidae
Product: hsp90 co-chaperone Cdc37-like
Exons: 8
Coding region: 229-1362 (377 amino acids)
Biological process (GO): protein folding; protein stabilization
Cellular component (GO): cytoplasm
Molecular function (GO): protein kinase binding; heat shock protein binding; protein-folding chaperone binding
Source: RefSeq, a predicted model, not a curated record